UACUCAAUGGUCCUUCGGGGAUUCCGUAGAUUCGCGUUUCACGCGAAACUCGCGUUUGGAAGGAGAGUUCGUGAACCUGAGCGGCUACAAUGAGAGCACUUGUGCGCUCCUCGCUGGGAAACGUAGUGAAAUGCUUUAGCCCACAGUCUGCCACUCCGAGCAGGUUGGUCAGGCAACCAGCAGUACUAUAUUCCAGAAAAAUGUUGCAUUAUGAAACGGAGGCGAGAGGACAACCGAACUCUCAAAGCUACAGGAUUUAUUGUAAAACAUCCGAUGGAAAAUACAUCUCACCGUUCCAUGACAUUCCACUUCAUGCAGAGGUGGAGAAGGACAGUGAUGUGCCACUAAAGAAAAUGAAGAAGGGGGAGAAUGAGGUGCUUUUCAACAUGGUUGUCGAGGUACCUCGAUGGUCAAACGCAAAAAUGGAGAUUGCUACGAAAGAGGUGCUAAACCCAAUCAAACAGGACGUGAAGAAAGGAGCACUGCGCUACGUGGCUAAUGUCUUUCCACACAAGGGCUACAUAUGGAACUACGGGGCGCUCCCACAGACAUGGGAGGACCCCGAACACACAGACAAAGACACAAAGUGCUGUGGAGACAACGACCCCAUAGAUGUGUGCGAUGUGGGCUCCCUGGUGUGUGUGCCAGGCCAGGUCAUCCAGGUCAAAGUCCUUGGCGUCUUGGCCAUGAUUGACGAGGGAGAAACCGACUGGAAGGUCAUCGCUGUCAACGCUGAUGACCCAGAUGCCCAAAACCUGAAUAGUAUAGACGAUGUUCGCAAACAGAAGCCUGGUCAUUUAGAAGCCACUGUCGACUGGUUCAGAAAAUACAAGGUGCCAGACGGAAAGCCCGAAAACCAGUUUGCCUUCAAAGGACAGUUUAAAGACAAGGAUUUUGCCAUGGAGGUAAUUAAAUCCACUCAUGAGCACUGGAAAGCUCUCAUGCAGAAAAGCACCAACAGUGGAGAGAUAGAAUGUAAAAACACUUCUGUCUGUGAGAGCCCCUUCACGUGCAGUUCGGAGGACGCCAGAAAUGUGGUUGAAUCGGCUCCUGCGUUGAGUAACGCCCUUCCUUUGUCUCCUGGGGUGGACAAGUGGCAUUUUCUCUAAAGGGGAUCUGACUUCCUCAAGAUGGUGCCAAAACAACAAAACCUAUGGUCCACUUAAGACCUUCCCAUUCUCCACUCAUUUUGUAAGCACUCUGUCUGCACUUAUACAGAGAGGCUAUGGUCUCUGCUUUGGUCGCCAACAUUUAAUAUAGGACAAUAUAAUGACAUUUUGAAAUGCCCUUUUUCAAAACCAUGUAAUUAUACGGUUGAAAGGUAAAAUAACCGUUGAAUAUUUUGUUUUAAACUAUAUUUUAGGCUUGCAGAAUACAUGGUAUAUAUUUGUUUUAAUGAUGUUUGCAAAAUAAUUCUGUUGAUCACAGGGCUACUUUUGAUUUCACUUUCAUAAAAUUUGUGUAUUCUUUUGGCUCAAAUCUUGUAAUCAUUUCCACUUUCUAAAAAGUCAGUGCAGCAACUACGGUUGUAUGUUAAGCUUAUGUCAUGUGACCGAUCGCACUCAAUCUAGCUUUUUAUUUUAUUAAGGCCAAUUUUUUUUUUGUACUGAGAAAAUAUAUUAUUGAUUUGAAAGAAUAAAUAAUCAUAUGCUAUAAACAUGUUCUUUUCCCCGUUUUACUUAAAACUUACCUUACCAUUGGAAGAAGACAUAAAUCAAGGACGGCAUGUAUUAAGUUGAGAAACGAAUCAAAGUGCAUUAAAUAAAUAUAACCUUUAUUAAAAACACCCACAUCUUAGCAAUAACAGGAAUGAUAUAAUGAACAGCUUUCAAAUAAACUGCGUUCAGUACAUUACAUUACUUACAGUAUCUAACCUUUUUAAUUCCAUUUUUAGCAUACCAUACUUCAGGAAAUCUAGAGAAGCCUUUGAAAAAAAACAAACAGGAAUUUGCAGUUUUUUAACCUUUUUUAGUGUCUAAUUGCAAACCUCUGUUUAUCAACUGCUAGCAUAACGUCAGGGCUUAGCACCUUUUUAUUCGUAAAUUAAGCUCUGAAAGUCAUUCAAGUAAUGUUGAUCCUUGAGUAUGGCUAUGCUAAAACCCGCUAUAAAUCACCUUGUCUUACUCAACUUGCUACUUCAGCUGGGUCCUGUACAACAUAAUAACUUUAUAAUUUCUCUACAAAAUGGGAAAGGUACAAAUACACAUUUUGAAGGUUUUUGCUAACCGGAUUGUAUAACUGUAAAAAAUUGCUGUGGCAAUGGAGCUUAGUAUGUACAAAAACUGUCUAGAUUUAUCUGACUGGGGUUUUCUGUUAACUCAAACAAUAAAGAAACCAUGUUUACUUUA
Gadus macrocephalus (Pacific cod) is the source of this 2348-nucleotide messenger RNA. RefSeq names its product inorganic pyrophosphatase 2 (gene ppa2). Gene Ontology annotation, cellular component: cytoplasm. The coding region runs from base 90 to 1109 and encodes 339 amino acids. Gene Ontology annotation, biological process: phosphate-containing compound metabolic process. Lineage: Eukaryota; Metazoa; Chordata; Actinopteri; Gadiformes; Gadidae. The record is from RefSeq and is a predicted model, not a curated record. The transcript has 12 exons. Gene Ontology annotation, molecular function: magnesium ion binding; inorganic diphosphate phosphatase activity.